Molecule: messenger RNA, 1391 nt
Organism: Dendrobium catenatum
Lineage: Eukaryota; Viridiplantae; Streptophyta; Magnoliopsida; Asparagales; Orchidaceae
Product: LRR receptor-like serine/threonine-protein kinase ERL1
Exons: 1
Coding region: 1-1188 (395 amino acids)
Molecular function (GO): protein binding
Source: RefSeq, a predicted model, not a curated record
AUGGUGACAAGGUUGAGCGUUUUUCUCAUAUUGUCUCUGUUCGUCCUGGUUCGAUCACCAGCAGCAGCGGUUCUUGACCCGGUCGAUUUCGUGGCGCUCCAAUCGAUCCGUAAAUCUCUGUCAGACUUACCGGGCUCGGAUUUCUUCUCACAGUGGGACUUCACCGGUGACCCAUGCAGCUUCCCAGGCGUCUUCUGUGCUGGAGACCAAGUCGUUGCGCUCGCCCUCGGCGAUCCCCGCGCCGGCACCCCAGGCCUCACUGGGCGCCUCGACCCUGCCAUUGGCCGUCUCUCCGCCUUAUCAGAGCUCUCCCUCGUCCCAGGCCGUGUCAUCGGCCAAAUACCAGACUCCAUCUCACUCUGCUCCUCCCUUCGCUUUCUCGCACUCAGUGGAAAUUUCCUAUCAGGCCCCAUCCCUCCCUCUUUCGCCUCCCUCCGCCACCUCCGAACCAUUGAUUUCAGCUUCAACAUCCUCUCCGGCGAGAUCCCUCCGUCGAUCUCCUCUCUUCCGGCGCUUUCCAACCUGGUCCUCUGCCACAACCAUCUCUACGGAAAGAUCCCAUCUUUCCCCUCAUCUUCUCCUCUACUCCGACUCGACGUCAAGCACAACAAUCUCUCCGGCGAACUCCCCGCUCUUCCCCUAUCAAUCCGCUACCUCGCUGUGUCAAGCAACGGCCUUUCCGGCCGAAUCGACGGCGUCAUCCCGCAGCUCACCGAUCUCGCUUACCUCGACCUUAGUAUGAACAUCUUCACCGGCCCCAUCCCUGCGACCAUCUUUAACCUCCCACUUUCAUCCCUCCGCCUACAACGGAACAAGUUCGCCGGCGCAGUGGUGCCCCCAACCGAUGUGAAGAUACCGGAGGUGGAUUUAAGCUACAAUCGCCUCUCAGGGGCCGUGUCGCCGUUGCUGGCGGCAGUGGGUAGAUUGUAUUUAAACAACAACCGCUUCACGGGGGAACUACCCGCGAGGUUUGCGGAGAGAUUGGAGGCGGCCGGAAUGGAAGUUCUCUAUUUGCAACACAAUUUUCUCAGCGGAAUGCAGAUGUCGCCGGCGGCGGAGAUUCCGAUGACGACCUCUCUCUGUCUCCAAUACAACUGCAUGGUCCCGCCGGUCGACGCGCCGUGCCCACUUAAAGCCGGGAGGCAGAAGACCAGGCCGGUGAACCAGUGUCCUGAGUGGCGGGUUUGAGGUUGGCUGACCCGGUUCGGUCGGACCGGAGAUUUCCUAGACCGGUUGCCGGAAUUUUGUUCCAUCUUCGGAUCUUCCCUUUAAUUAUUACUUUGUGGCAUUAUGUGGAAAUAGGUUAUUUGAUUAUUUGAUUAUUGUUAUUAUUUUGUUUGUCGUGUUAAUAUCAAUUUGUUGUGAGCAAAUAGUGAUCAUUUUUUUGCUUC